AUGUUGGCCAUUUUUGGCACUAAAGCGGAUGAGGAAGAGGAAAGAUUGAAGAGAGACCUCCUGUCCAUCAAUCCUGUCUGCCCCAAGCUGCUCUGUAAGUUGUGGCAAUUGUCCAAUAUUGGCCAUAGGGAAAAAGUUAUCAGCAAGUUUUCCACCUCAAGGUCUAUCCAGCAAGUUUCUAUGACUGUCUGGAUAGAUGAGAAAGCACUACUUGAAACAGUGAAGACACUCGAGAUCCGAACAUGCAGAUAUUACAUGAAGGUAAAGCACAGCGGGUUCUCCAAGAUGCUGGAGCAUGCUGAGUGUGUGACGAUCCUGGCACAGAAGUUAAGAGAAUGGCUUUGGGAGCUCCCUCUUGAAGGUAUUACCAUGCCCACUCCUUGUGAUAAAGUGCUGAUUGUACCUUGGAAUACAUUGUCAGAGGAAGCGGUACCAUCAUCCAUCAUGGUCAUAUGGUCGGGUGAAGCUCAUCGUGAUUGCUUUCAUGAGAGGGGCCCAAAAACACCGUAUAUAGGUUCACAAACCCAAACCCGAACUCGUAAAGCCCCUCUGCAGGUUAUCGAGGUAGGUCCUCUGAUUGAAAGCAUAAAAACCAUCUUAGAACUGAGAAGCUGGAUAAAGGGGUGUUAG
Molecule: messenger RNA, 630 nt
Organism: Parnassius apollo (apollo)
Lineage: Eukaryota; Metazoa; Arthropoda; Insecta; Lepidoptera; Papilionidae
Source: the annotation of a GenBank genome assembly